GUCGUUCCAGCCCGCCUGCUUGCCUUGCGCUACCUUUUUAAAAGCCUUGGGGGGAGAGGCCUAAUAGUGUUCUUCCCCCCCGCAAAAUCUCGUUUGGAGGGAGGAAGCACGAAAUCCUUACUGCGGAUCCAAGAAACUAUGGACCCUGGAAGUGAGCACACUUUUUAGACUUAAGUUUGCCUUCCAUCAUUCAACAGUUAGGAACAAGGACUGUCAAAAAGUUUGGUGAUCAUCUUCAGAUCCUGCGCAUUUUGAAAUGGAUGUUUCUCAUGAAAAAUUAGAAGGCAUGUCAGAAGCGGAGGCCAUGAAUCUCAGCAGUGUUUCUCAAGACUUAACCCACUCAAAUUCUCCUUUCUAUAUGGAAACCAGCAAUACCACUUCAGACUUGCCUCAGAAUGAAAUAAAGAAUGCUGAAAGGGAAGAUGAGUCUAAAUUCACACUUAGCGAAGAAAUUCAUGGUACACUAGAUGAUUGGUUAGGUGAUGUCAGCAUUGGAAAUGAUUCACAGAACUUACUAACUCAGCCAGUUGACACCAGCAUUUCCCCCUUCAGGCAAUUUGAACCCAUUUGCAAAUUUCAUCUGAGAGAAGCAUUUAAUAAUAAAAUGAUAACAUUUCAAAAUCUGACAGAAAGCUUACCUUACAUGAAGAAACCAGAAAUGCAAAGUCAUGUGUAUAAUUGUGCAAAAGACACCAAUAUGAAGGAAGAUUCAUUUAAGGAAGAAAAUCCAGGGGGAACUGGCACCUCCGCAAAUGAAGACCAACUUGCUCACAAAUGUGUCACACAACCUUCUAGAAGCCCACCUCUAGUGCACAGUGGUGGAGAGACACUGAAAUUCAUGGAAAUGUCACUGCCUAAAAGUGCUUCCGUGGAGUCUGCGCUCAAACCUAGUCAACCUGAAAGCUUCUUAUAUAAGGAAAAUGUACACAGAGAUGUUGAAAAACCAUUUUACAAAGAGAAUAGCUUUAACCUCUUUGAUCUGAGAGCCAAUUAUACAACAGAUGAGAUCGCAGUGUCUUCGAAAGGAAUACAGAGCUUUGGGGAUGUUCCUGAGAUGCCAGUCUGUCUCCAUAAGGAGGUUGCCAUGGGGGACGUGGACAGGCCAGGGACGGUCUCACCUUGGUCUCCUUCUUGGAGUGGUGGAGCAUCUCCGGAGGACAGCAAGAUGCCCGACCCGAAGCAGAGCUUGGAAAGCUCACAACCUCUGGAAGAGGACAUGGAUUUAACUGAAGUCUUACGGAAAUUACAGCACACUAACAAACAGCAGCAGAUUCGGAUCCAAGACCUGCAGAGUAGCAACAAGUAUUUAGAGAAGAAGAUUGAAGAACUACAGAAGCAGACUACCAAACAGCAGGUGUUCGUGGACAUCAUAAAUAAGCUGAAGGCCAAGGUGGAAGAAUUAAUUGAAGACAAAUACAGAGUGAUGCUAGAGAAGAGUGACACUGACAAGACACUGCAGAAUUUGCACGAGGUCUUAACUCACACCCAAAAGCAUCUUCAGGAAGCUAGGAAUGAAAAGGAAACCUUACAGCUGGAGCUCAAGAAGAUCAAGGGCAAUUACGUUCACCUACAGGAAAGGUACAUGACUGAAAUGCAACAGAAAGCUAAAACUGUCAGUCAGUGCCUAGAGAUGGACAGAAUCCUAAGCGAGAAAGAAGAAGUGGAGAAGCAGCAGCAACUCAAGAGGGAGCUGGAAAAGGCCACCACCUCUGCUCUGGACUUGCUGAAAAGGGAGAAAAAGGCCCGAGAACAAGAGAUCCUGUCUUUAUAUGAGGAAUUUCAGAAGCACAAGAAGAAAAACCUGGAAGAAAGACAGGAACUGAAAUCGACACUCAAGAAGCUGAUCGUUCAAGUUAGUCAUUUGCAGCUCAUAUCUGAUACCGAAAAGGCAGAGAACACCCAACUCCAGCAGCAGGUCACUGAAGUCAAACAGGAAAACGAAAGGCUUUGGCAGCAGGUGGCGAGGAGCCGGGAGCAAAAUGAUGCCCCCCCUCAGUUUGAGACACCUUGGUUAACAGAGCACUCCGGGGAAGCGGUAAUGGCGGAUAUCACAAAGGAUGCAAAGACUGUGCAUUCUAAUUUGCUCCUGAAUUGCUCACCUGGUGAAGAAGAGAGCCUGAGUCCCCCAGAUGUGAAAAGAACUUCUCAGCUCGUCUCCAGAAUUCACAGUCUUCUGGCUUUGAUGGUAGGACUUCUCACACUCCAGCUCCUGGAACAUAAAGACAGAAUCACAGCUUUUAGAGAGUUAAUUGCAAAAGAAAAAGCAUUUCAAGAUCAGGUUAUCGAGGUUACAAGUUUGGAUUCAGGUGAAGCCAAGAAUAUUAGAGAUGUGCCUGUCUUAUUGGGAGUCAAACUGAAUAAGUACCACAAUCUGAAUGAAGAGCUUGAUUUCUUGAUUGCAAAACUGAGAAAUCUUCUAGAGUCAGAAGAAGACCACUGCAACAGACUCAUUGAAGAAAAUGACAAACAUCAAAGACAUUUAGGCAACUUAAUAAAUAAGGUUACAUCAUAUGAAGAAAUCAUAGAAUGUGCUGACCAAAGACUCACGAUAUCCCACUCCCAGACUGCAUAUUUAGAAGAGAGAAAUAAACAUUUGGAAGAUUUAAUUAGGAGGCCCAGAGAGAGCAAGAAAAAAACCACGGCCCAAAAGAUUAGAAAAUCAUCCAAAGUCCUUGACCAUGAUGAGGCCUCUUCAGCCUCUGAUCAUCAUACGUCCUGUAACUGGGAAGCCCUCCCUCUGAAAUUUCCCUUGUAUCAGUGUCUUCACUUCAUCUCUGCAGCUACUGCUUCAUGUCAGAUGCCAGAUGUCUUAGAAGGAAAUAGAAAUUAUUUAAAUUAAACAGGACUGAAGAUUAAACAUUAAUCGUUUUUGUCAACCAAUCCAGGAGCAGAGUCAUUAUUACCAAGUAUAGAACCCAGGUCAAUCACACAAAUGAUACAUUAAAAUCUGUAUAAAUGAUGAAG
Molecule: messenger RNA, 2964 nt
Organism: Zalophus californianus (California sea lion)
Lineage: Eukaryota; Metazoa; Chordata; Mammalia; Carnivora; Otariidae
Gene: CAGE1
Product: cancer antigen 1
Exons: 14
Coding region: 257-2839 (860 amino acids)
Source: RefSeq, a predicted model, not a curated record